AUGUGAUGCUAAUGACGAUGCUAAUGAUGGUUUAUUAAAUAAUGGUGCAAGAACAAAUGAAUAUAUUCAAUCUGAUCAGCUAUGGUCAUAUUUAUUAAAUAUUAAACCGAAGUCAACACCAAAUAUGAAACUAGUUAUUGCCUACGUAUUUUCUAUUCCAUGUAGCAAUGCUUUUGUUGAAUCAAUAUUCAGUCACAUGAGUCACUUAUGGUCUGAUUAUCGAAAUCGAAUGAAUAUCGAACUGGUCGAAGCUGAACUACAAAUCAGAAUGAAUUCCAAUAUUCCUUGUGCACAUUUUUAUGACUUUCUUUUAACUCAAGAGGAACUAUUGAAACACAUAGCUUCAAAUGAAAAAUUUUUUAGAAAAAAACGUCUUGAUAAAUGA
Rotaria sp. Silwood1 is the source of this 385-nucleotide messenger RNA. The record is from the annotation of a GenBank genome assembly. NCBI's taxonomy places the organism in Eukaryota, Metazoa, Rotifera, Eurotatoria, Philodinida, Philodinidae.